CUUCCGUUUGCCUGGUCUUUUGGGAAACAGCCGACUUCCGGCCUCGCAGCGGUGGGCGGAGCUAAGAUGGCUGAGCAGAGACUCGCGACGAGAACUCAGUUUCCUGCAUCUGCUGAAUCUCUAAAACCCCGGCUGAAAAAAGAGUUUCCUAUUUUGGAGAAGCAGAACUGGUUGAUACAUCUCCACUAUAUCCGGAAGGAUUAUGAAGCAUGCAAGGAUGUUAUCAAAGAACAGCUUCAGGAGACUCAGGGGUUAUGUGAAUAUGCUAUCUAUGUCCAAGCAUUGAUAUUUCGCCUGGAAGGAAAUAUCCAAGAAUCCCUAGAACUCUUUCAGACGUGUGCUGUUCUCAGCCCUCAGUCUGCUGAUAACCUCAAGCAGGUGGCCAGAUCUUUAUUUCUUUUGGGAAAACAUAAAGCUGCCACUGAAGUAUAUAAUGAAGCAGCUAAACUUAACCAGAAAGAUUGGGAGAUCUGUCAUAACCUAGGAGUUUGCUACAUUUACCUGAAACAGUUGGACAAGGCACAAGACCAGUUGCACAAUGCCCUACAUCUUAACAGGCAUGACCUGACUUACAUAAUGCUGGGCAAGAUCCACUUGCUGGAGGGAGACUUGGACAAGGCCAUCGAAAUCUACAAGAAAGCAGUGGAGUUCUCACCAGAAAAUACAGAACUUCUCACAACUUUAGGAUUACUCUACCUCCAGCUCGGCAUUUACCAGAAGGCAUUUGAACAUCUUGGAAAUGCACUGACUUACGACCCCACCAACUACAAGGCCAUCUUGGCAGCAGGCAGCAUGAUGCAGACCCAUGGGGACUUUGAUGUUGCCCUCACCAAAUACAGAGUUGUAGCCUGUGCUGUUCCAGAAAGUCCUCCACUCUGGAAUAACAUUGGAAUGUGUUUCUUUGGCAAGAAGAAAUACGUGGCAGCUAUCAGCUGCCUGAAACGAGCCAACUACUUGGCACCCUUCGAUUGGAAGAUUCUGUAUAAUUUGGGCCUUGUCCACUUGACUAUGCAGCAGUAUGCAUCAGCCUUCCAUUUUCUCAGUGCAGCCAUCAACUUCCAGCCAAAGAUGGGGGAGCUCUACAUGCUCUUGGCUGUGGCUCUGACCAAUCUGGAAGAUACAGAGAACGCCAGGAGAGCCUACGCAGAAGCAGUCCGCCUGGAUAAGUGUAACCCUUUGGUAAACCUGAACUAUGCUGUGCUGCUGUACAACCAGGGAGAGGAGAGGGGCGCCCUGGCCCAGUACCGGGAGAUGGAGAAGAAAGUCAGCCUACUCAAGGACAGUAGCUCUCUGGAAUUUGACCCAGAGAUGGUGGAGAUGGCCCAGAAGUUGGGAGCUGCUCUCCAGGUCGGGGAGGCACUGGUCUGGACUAAACCAGCUAAAGAUCCCAAAUCAAAGCAGCGGACCACUUCAACCAGUAAAGCCGCCAGUUUCCAGCAGCCUCUGGGUUCUAAUCAAGCUCUCGGACAGGCAAUGUCUUCAACCAGUAAAGCCGCCAGUUUCCAGCAGCCUCUGGGUUCUAAUCAAGCUCUAGGACAGGCAAUGUCUUCAGCAGCCGCACAUAGGAAGCUCCCCUCAGGUGCCGGAGGAACAUCCCAGCUCACAAAGCCACCAUCUCUUCCUCUGGAGCCAGAGCCCACUGUGGAAGCACAACCAACUGAAGCAUCAGCACAAAUAACAGAAAAAUAGGUGUAGGAUGAACCCAGAGUUGGGGUUUCUUUGGCGAGGAUGUUCCAGAUUAGGAAAGGUCCCAUGACACAGGCAGCAUGGAGGCCAGCACGUUCCCUGGGCAUCAUGAACUAGAACGCAGAACGUGCUAUGAUGAUCACGAGGAGCCUGAGGCCUACGCAGUCCCCUGCUGCCCGUCAGCUAGGAAAGAGAGAGAAGAUGGCCCAGACAGGUUCCCUAAGAAUUGAGAGCAAGGCUUCGGCUCUAUGUAUGUAGAUCCAAGAGCCAGCAGGGCAUGUGAUGCUAUCUGCGUUGGAAAGGACUUUAUCUCCUGGCUGGCUGACCCCUUCCUUUGUGGAAGGAAAGUCUGAGACAGACCUCUGCGCGGUAGUCCUGUCAUGACAAAGCCUUGUCUUAGCUGGCUGAUCCUUGGGCUGUGUGGUGUAUCAGCCACUGAAGCAAACACAAAUCUUGGAUUAAUAACCCAGCUCUAAAAUAGUCUAAAAGAAAAAAAAAUAAUGAUGAAACAAGCUCUUUAAAUUGAGGCCCAGCCUAUUGAGUAUCCCAGCUGCACUUGCCCAAGAGCAUCCAGAACAAGUCCCUGUAUCUUGUUCUUGAGAGGUCAGAGUGUAGAGCCAGAUCAUGUCAGUAUGAAAAGAAGUAGAGAUGAAGGGCUGGUCUGGUAUGAGCACCAAGGAUUUAAAAAAAAGGAAGAGCUGCUUAACUGAGGAAUUUUUGUUUGACAAUCAAUGAUACCACUGACCAGAUGUUAUCAAUACAUUAUAUAUACUUUUCAGAAUAAAGAUUAUGUAUCAUC
Molecule: messenger RNA, 2485 nt
Organism: Balaenoptera ricei (Rice's whale)
Lineage: Eukaryota; Metazoa; Chordata; Mammalia; Artiodactyla; Balaenopteridae
Gene: BBS4
Product: Bardet-Biedl syndrome 4
Exons: 16
Coding region: 67-1689 (540 amino acids)
Biological process (GO): protein localization to cilium; cilium assembly
Cellular component (GO): ciliary basal body
Molecular function (GO): protein binding
Source: RefSeq, a predicted model, not a curated record